This is a messenger RNA of Ornithorhynchus anatinus (platypus), 4324 nucleotides long. It is a transcript of the gene RIPOR1, whose product is annotated as RHO family interacting cell polarization regulator 1. The record is from RefSeq and is a predicted model, not a curated record. The coding region runs from base 165 to 3884 and encodes 1239 amino acids. The transcript is spliced from 22 exons. NCBI's taxonomy places the organism in Eukaryota, Metazoa, Chordata, Mammalia, Monotremata, Ornithorhynchidae.
GGCUGGCGGCGGUGGCGGUAGCGGCGGCUGCGGCGCGGUAACGAGAAGGCCUUGGACCCAGCGGGAGGGCUGGCGGAGCGGCGAGGGGCCGAACCCAGACUGGACCAGAGAAAGGCGCUGAACCGAACGCAGCCCAGCCAUGGAGCCCCUCCCGAACCCACUCUAUGAUGUCCCUGUCCGUGCGGCCUCAGCGUCGGCUUCUCAGCGGCCGGGUCAGUAGGAGCCAGUCCUUUGCCGGGGUUGUCAGCGCCCAGGAACGAGGGCCCAGGAGCCUGCCUGUCUUCAGUCCGCCCAUACCCCCACGUAAGCCUCCUGCAGUUUCGCGGGUCUCCAGAAUGUUCUCCAUGGCACACAAGACCCCCCCACCAAAGGUGCCACAGCCUGAGCGGCUGGACCAGGUGUACGAAGCACUCAAGAGGGGACUAACGGCCUAUCUGGAAGUCCAUCAGUUGGAGCAGGAGAAGCUGAACAUCCAGAUCCGUGAAUCCAAGAGGAAUUCCCGGCUGGGCUUUGUCUAUGACCUUGACAAGCAAGUCAAAUCCAUUGAGCGCUUCCUGCGACGGCUUGAGUUUCACGCCAGCAAGAUCGAUGAGCUUUACGAAGGAUACUGCAUUCAGCGAAGACUUCGGGAUGGGGCCCAAAACAUGGUGCGGGCAUACAGCACGGGCUCCCCUGGGAGCAGGGAGGCCCGGGACAGCCUGGCAGAGGCUAGCAGGGGCCAUCGUGAGUACACGGAGAGCAUGUGCCUCCUGGAGAGUGAGCUGGAGGGUCAGCUGGGGGAGUUCCACAUCAAAAUGAAAGGCCUGGCUGGCUUUGCCCGGCUUUGUGCUGGGGACCAGUAUGAGAUCUGCAUGAAGUAUGGGCGGCAGCGCUGGAAGCUGCGGGGGCGCAUUGAGGGCAGCGGGAAGCAGGUGUGGGACAGUGAAGAGAUGGUCUUUCUGCCUCUGCUCACCGAGUUCCUCUCCAUCAAGGUGACAGAGCUGAAGAGCCUGGCAAACCACGUAGUGGUGGGCAGUGUGGCUUGUGAGACCAGGGAUCUAUUUGCGGCCCGACCCCAAGUGGUGGCUGUGGACAUCAACGACCUGGGCACUAUCAAGCUCAGCUUAGAAGUCACCUGGAACCCCUUCGACAAAGACGACCAGCCUUCAGCUGCCAGCACAGUCACCAAGGCCUCCACAGUCAGCAAGCGCCUCUCCGCCUACAGCCAGAGCCCCCCCGACACCCCCUCCCUGAGAGAACAGGCCUUUUAUAACAUGCUGCGACGUCAGGAGGAGUUGGAGAAUGGAGCAGCCUGGUCGCUGUCAUCUGAGUCAUCUGAUGACUCGUCCAGCCCCCAGCUCUCUGGGGCCGCUCGCCUGGCUCCACCUCCCCGGCCGCUGGUCCAGCAGGCUGCACCUCCUGCCAUCCAUAUUGCCUUCUCGCGGCCCGAGUCCAUCCAACCCAAGGGUCAAGGAGUUGCCCCGGAGGAGGAGGAGGAGGAAGAGGAAGAGUCUCCAAGCGCAGCUCCAGUCACGGGGAUGGCGAAUGGGCAUGUGCCCUACAGCCGGACGCUGAGCCACAUCAGUGAAGUCAGCUUGGAUGCCGUACUGACCGACACCCACCUAGGAUUGGAGCCCAGCACCACUGAGAGCUUGGCCAGAGGGGAGCCAGACUGGGGCCCUGCUCUUGUGCACCCUGUUCCCUCACCCUUGGACCCUGCCCCCCAGCACACUGCCCCCUCUCACCCGGACCCUGCCCCCCUACACACCACCUCCACUCACCCGAACCCUGCCCCCCAGCAAACUGCCCCCUCUCACUCAGACUUUGCCCCCCUGACCACCGUUUCCUCUCCCCCAGACCCUGCCCCCCUGCCCACCGCCCCCUCUCACUCAGGCUCUGCCCCCCCUCCCACCACCCCUUCUCACCCGGAUCCUGCUCUCCCGACCACUGCCCCCUCUCACCCAGAACCUGCCCCCCUGACCGCUGCCCCCUCUCACCCAGGCCCUGCCCCUCUGACUACUGCCCCCUCUCACCCAGACCCUGCCCCCCUGACCACUGCCUCCUCUCACCCAGACCCUGCCCCUUCCAAGCCAGAUUCUGUCCCUCCGCAUGCAGGCCCUAUCCUCUCACUCUCAGAACCUGCUACCUUGAGCCUGGGCCCUACCUCUUCACCCCCAGGCCCCUCCAAACAUGAUUCUUCCCACUCAGACACUGCUACUUUGCAUGCAAGCUCUGUUCCCUCAUACCCUGUCCCCUCAGAACCUACAGACACCUGCCGGGACCCCUCCCCCUUUCACCUAAAUCCUGCCCCCUCUCCCUGCCUCCCAGAGCCUGGCUUCUCCCUGUGCCCUGGGGCUCCAGGAGAGCAGGAGGAAGCUCAGGAGGCCACUGUAGAGGCCGGAGCCCCCCUCCUUCCCAUUUCCCCUAGUGGGACAGCUGAGAAGGGGGUCAGAGAGGGCUCGGCUCCCAUUCCCUCCCCUUUCCAGGCCGGGCAGGUGUCCCCAGGAGGGACCCAGGCUGGGCCGGCAGACACCCCCCGGCUGAAACCCACAGACUUAGGGCUGGAGGAGGCCCUGAGCACCCUGAGCUCAGCCCUGGAUGACUAUCGGGGCCAGUUCCCCGAGUUGCAGGGCCUAGAGCAGGAGGUCAAGCGGCUGGAAGGCAUUCUCAUGCAGAGACAGGGAACAUCCCGCAGCCGAGCCUCCAGCCUCAGCCUCACUGUGGAACAUGCCUUGGAAAGUUUCAGUUUUCUCAACACCCCCGACUCCGACUCUGAUGCUGACCCCAACACCGAGGAAGAUGGCCUGGGAGCCCCGGGGGACCCGCAGCUGAGUGUCUUGGGGCUUGGGCUUGAGGCCAGGGGUAGUGUCUGUGAGGAUGGGCCGGACCCCCGGACCCCCGACCCCCUCAGUACGGGCUGCGAGUCCCUGGACGCAGCCCUGGUUCUGCAUCUGCAGCAUUGCAGCCGACUCUUGCUGAAGCUGGGCACCUUUGGGCCACUGAGGUGCCGGGAAGCCACGGCGCUGGAGCGGCUGCUGCGAGAGGCUCAGGUGCUAGAGCUUAUGUGCCAGCUCAGCGGGGGUCAGGCAAUCGCAGCCACCUCAGCUCAGGAAGUGGUGCAGUUCUCCAUCCCGAGGCCUGGCUUCCUGCCCUUCUGGGAUGAGUGCGUGGAGGGCUCGGGCCUAUUUGUCUGUCCUGCAGAGCGUCUUCUUCGCACCUUCUGCCACCAGCAUGGUCCCCGCCUUGCUCCCCGCCAGCCAGGCCUGCCCGAGGCCGUGGGCAUGAAGCUGCUGGAGGAUGCACUAGGGGAGCGCCUGCCACGUCGGCCUAGCCCAGGUCCGGGCCCUCAGAUCACCCUGUUCCAGUUCUGGAGCCACAUUGAGGCCCUGGGUCCCUCAUCUCUGGAGGCCUUUGCCACUGAAACUGCAGAGGAAGUCGUGUUGGUGCGUAAUCUUCUGUCGGAUGACCAGGCUGUGGUGCUGCGGGCCCUGCAGCGGGCACCAGAACAGCAACUCCAGCGAGAAGGACUGCGGGCACUGAGCUCCCUGCUUGUUCACGGCAAUGGCCGAGUGAUAGGUGCAGUGUCCAAUCAACUGCGCAGCCUGGCGCUCGGCCCCAUCUUCCGCCAGAGGGCUCUGCUGUGUUUUUUGGACCAACUAGAAGAUGAGGAGGCCCAGAUCCGUGUGGCUGGCUGUGUGGCUCUGGGCUGUCUCAGGGCCCCAGAGGGCAUUGAGCCGUUGGUGUAUCUGUGCCAAACUGACAAGGAGGCAGUGAGGGAAGCUGCCCGGCAGAGUCUCCUGCAGUGUGGAGAGGAUGGGAAGUCUGCGUACCGGCGGCUGGAGGAGUCGCUGGACACGCUGCCUAGGAUCUUUGGACCGGGCAGCAUGGCCAGCACUGCAUUCUAAGCUUUGCUCCCCACUGCUUGCUGACCACUGUCCAUGGGCAUGGCACCAGGGUCGGGGGGGCGGGGCCCACUACUUGCGCCCUUUUUCCCCUGUUGCACAUCCUUCAGGACCAUGGUCUUACCUGUUGGCACCGCUCCCUGCUCAAGAGUCCCAGCUCCUCGAAGCUGGAAGGAGGCAGUACCUGCCGGGGAAGGCCAAGACCCAGGCUCCGGGGUUCCCUAACCUUAUACAGAUGUUCUCUAUGAUAUAAAUCUCUCUAAUAUAUUCUCCCAUGUCCCUUUGUCUCCAAGUGUCCCAUACAGGCCCACCGGGCCCGGGAUCUCCGGUCACCCCUGCCUUGCCUCUUAUCUCCACCCAAACCCUAUCCUCCACCCUGUCUGGUUUUGUAUUUUAUUUACGGAGUUUUGCAAAAAAUAAAAACAAAAAUCCCUUUCCUAUUC